This is a messenger RNA of Oppiella nova, 1534 nucleotides long. The record is from the annotation of a GenBank genome assembly. NCBI's taxonomy places the organism in Eukaryota, Metazoa, Arthropoda, Arachnida, Sarcoptiformes, Oppiidae.
AGGCCAGAGGCUCGGCCGGCACUAACGGGUCCGGUGUCCUCAUGGUUGGGCCCAACUUCAAAGUGGGCAAAAAGAUUGGAUCAGGCAACUUCGGCGAACUCAGACUAGGCAAAAACUUAUACAACAACGAACACGUGGCCAUCAAACUGGAGCCGAUGAAGACCAAAGCCCCUCAACUGCAUCUCGAGUAUAGGUUUUACAAACUGUUGGGUAACGUAGACGGAAUCCCCAAAAUCUAUUACUUCGGUCCGUGUGGUAAAUACAAUGCAUUAGUUAUGGAACUAUUGGGUCCCAGUCUUGAAGACAUGUUUGAUCUCUGCGAUCGAAAAUUUUCGACUAAAACUGUAAUACAAACUGCAUUACAAUUGCUAACUCGGAUAGAGUUCGUGCACUCGAAACAUCUCAUAUAUCGCGAUAUAAAACCUGAAAACUUUCUGUUGGGUAGACCUAACUCUAGAAAGUCUAAUGUCUUACAUAUGAUUGACUUCGGGUUAGCCAAGGAGUACAUCGACCCCGAGACUGGUAAACAUAUUCCGUACAGAGAGCACAAGAGUCUCACCGGAACCGCCAGAUAUAUGAGUAUUAACACACAUUUAGGCAAAGAGCAAAGUCGAAGAGACGAUUUGGAAGCCGUGGGCCAUAUGUUCAUGUAUUUCCUGCGGGGAAGCCUUCCCUGGCAGGGCUUGAAAGCCGAUACACUCAAAGAGCGCUAUUCCAAGAUCGGCGACACAAAGAGGGCCACACCUAUCGAUGUGUUGUGUGAGGGCUAUCCCGAAGAGUUCGCUACUUAUUUGCGAUACGUUCGGAGACUUGACUUCUUUGAGACUCCAGACUAUGAAUACCUCAAGAAGUUAUUCAUAGAUUUGUUCGAAAGGGAAGGCCAUCAACACGACGGCGAAUACGACUGGACUGGAAGGCAGCAGUCACAACCGCAUCAGAUGACAGAUCCGCCUCCCAUUCCACGCGACCGACACCCGACCUCUAAUAUUAAGUUAACGGAUCGAAAUAAGAACGCGUGGAUGGAUAGACAGGAGGACAGGGGCAUUAUGGGCGCCAGCGGUGCGGCUAAGCUAUUGGGAGGCAGUCUCACUGCCGCUGACAGACACGGAUCAGUACAAGUGGUGAGCUCUACAAACGGCGACCUCACCGCUGAUGACCCGACCACUGGUCACUCGAAUACACCGAUCACAGGACCCGUUGAAGUGGAAGUGGUAUCAGAAACAAAAUGCUGUUGCUUUUAUAAGAAGAAGAAGAAAAAGCCUUCGCGUCAGAAGUGAUUUGAGUCCAACAGAUGUCUAAUUAAAUUCAAAUGAAUGUUUGAAAUUAAGCCUAACUUUUUGGUUCGCGUUAUUCAUUAAGUUUUACACUAAAACCCAAUUUUGGAUUCGAUUUGACGGCUGUUUUGGGACUCAGUUUUAGGACAAUGAGAGUGAACUUGACCUCCAAGUGCUCAUAAUGUGUGCUAACGUAUAGACAGUUUGUUAUUAAAUUCAAUGGAUAAAUCGAUUCAUUCUGUGAUCUUUGAUUAUCAUUA